Messenger RNA from Insectozyma verbasci, 2229 nucleotides. Lineage: Eukaryota; Fungi; Ascomycota; Pichiomycetes; Serinales; Debaryomycetaceae. The record is from the annotation of a GenBank genome assembly.
AUGGAUAAACUAUUAGCAUCUCCAAAAUUAUCAAUACCACAACUAUCACGAAGAAAGAAGAAAAUACUCAAAAUUCCAUUAUUAAUAUUUUUCCUUUUCAAUACCUUAUAUAUAACUACUUAUUAUUUAUUUUAUCAAAGUUCAUUUCUAUCUACAUCAUCAAAUUAUAUAAUUCACGUUCCAGUAGAUGAUUCAAAUGAAUUACCGCAAAUUUCAACAACAAAUAUAAAUUAUACCAAUGAACUAGCAUAUUUAUUAAAAAAUUCAAAUGAACCAAAAUUUACAACAAGUUUACACCCCACCGAAAUACAAAAAAGUGGUGAAUUUGCAUUAUACCAAGAUCCAAGAGUGACUUUUGGUACUUUAUUUAACAUCAUUAAUAAUCAAACUAAUACAAUUCCAUUUCAUUGGGCUGAUUGGAUAGAUUUAUCAUAUUUAAAUAAUCAAAUAAACAAGCCACAAGAUAAAAAAAUUAAAUGUCAAGAUAUAAUACCACAAUUGAUUCUUAAAAAAAAAUCUGAUAGAGAGAAAUGUAAACGUGACCAUAAGUAUUUUGGUUGUAUAAAUGUAAGUGAAUUAACUGAAGAUCAAUUGACUAAUGAAAUUGGAUUGAGAAAAGAAGAAUUACCAGGUUUUGUACAAUUUCAACAUACAAUGUUUACAUCAACUGAUUACGUUAGAAAUUUACAAGGUAAAUCUUAUGUAUUGAGUUCAAUGCCAAUACCUUUCAAAGUUAUAUUUUUAAAUGACAAGGGAAAUGAUUUAAUUUAUGAUGUUUUUAAAAGUCGAUUACCAUUACCAAAAGAUGACAAAAUACUCGAUCCAACUAUUAAAUUCAAUGAACUUGUCUCUAAUUAUUCAUAUAAUUAUCAUCCUAAACCUUAUAUAAAAAUGGAUUUUGAUUUAUUCAAUUACUCAAGAAAAGAUGUUUAUAUGAAAAUAAGUCAAUUAAAGAAAAUACCAUUACCUUCAGUUCAACAACACACUUAUCUCAAUUCUUUAACUUCCACUGUUAAAGUUAGGCCCGCUGAAAAUCCUGAAACUAGAUUUUUUCAUGAAUCAACAAUGAAAUUAAAUCGCGAUAAUUCAGAUAAUGGUUGGCAUUAUGAUUGGAGAUUUUUCAAUGGAAGAUUAUCAACAAAUCAUGAAAGAACAAGUAUUAUCCUUGAAAGAUUAUUAAGAAAUUGGUUUAAAUUUUCAACGAAAUAUGAAAUUAUUUCAUGGAUUGCUCAUGGUCCUUUAUUAAGUUGGUAUUGGAAUGGUGGAAUUUUCCCAUUUGAUAAUGAUUUAGAUAUUCAAAUGCCAAUGAAACAUUUAGCUAAAUUGGGAGAAUUUUUUAAUAAUACUUUAGUUGUUGAAGAUUUAAACGAAGGAUUUGGAAAAUAUUUAAUUGAAGUUGGUACUUUUGUUCAUAAUAGAAAUGUUUCAAAAAGAGGUAAUCAUAUAGAUGCAAGAUUUAUUGAUGUAGAUACUGGUAUUUAUAUUGAUAUUACCGGAUUAUCAGUUUCUGGUUCAAGUGUACCUAUUCAAUAUUAUAGAAAUAUAAAUGAUGAUGUUGAUGAAGGUUCAUUUUUGAAAAAAAGUGAUAAUUUACCAAUGGUUAAUGAUAGAAGACAACAUUUUUAUAAUUUACAUCACUUAUCACCAUUAAAAUUAUCAAUGUUAAAUGGUGUUCCUUGUUAUUUACCAAAUUCAAUUGUAAAAAGAUUAAAAUUUGAAUAUCCAAAUGGAUCAUUAACUAAACUUGAAUUUAAUUCAUGGUACUUUGUAAAUAAAUUAUCAUCAUGGAUUCAUGAAUCAGUUUUGAAAAAUUAUAUUGAUUUUAAUUAUAUAACUAAAUCAAAUGGUAAAAUAGAUAAAGAAUUAAUUAAAUCUGAAAUCAAUCAACUAUCAGAUGAACAAAUUUAUAAAUUGUUAACUGAUAACAGACAAGUAUUGAUUGAUUAUUAUCUUAGUUUAGAAUAUAAUAAUUUUCAUAAUGAAGAGAUUAGAUAUUUAUUUACAAUUGAUGAAACAAAGAAUAAGAAUGUAAAUGAUUUAAGUCAUGGUAAAAUAUUAGAUACAGAGAAUGUAUGGGCUAAUGUUGAUUAUAUAAAUUUCCUUAAGGAUAAUGUUAAAUUACAUAAACCAUUAAGAGAAUCAUUAUUUCAAUUUGAAAGAAUUAAUAAUGGAUUAAAAGCUUAUUAUGAGAAAGCAAAUAAAGAAUUAAAUUAUAUAGCCAUAUCAUAA